Messenger RNA from Cornus florida, 696 nucleotides. RefSeq names its product protein bfr2-like. The coding region runs from base 1 to 696 and encodes 231 amino acids. The record is from RefSeq and is a predicted model, not a curated record. NCBI's taxonomy places the organism in Eukaryota, Viridiplantae, Streptophyta, Magnoliopsida, Cornales, Cornaceae. The transcript is spliced from 3 exons.
AUGAAGGACCCCAAGUUGAGUGGUGAUUGGCAUGUGGUACAAAAAGUAAUACCCAGGAACUGGUAUGAUGUUCCAGAGUUGUCCUUACAACAUGAAGAUGAAGAUAUAGAUGAGGACAAUACAUAUGAAACUGAAGAUGAGGAAGAUGUUGAUUUAGUUGUCUAUUACAAUGAGCAAGAUGUGAAUCCAUUGCACAUGGAAGAUGUUGAACCAGAAUAUGUUGACCCAAUUGUUGAUCCAACACACAAUGCUGAAGUUGAUCAAUUAGAUGAUGAAUUUGUUAUUGAUGAUGACGAUACAAGUGAAGAUGAUACGUUAAUUGAUUAUUGUGAUGAUUGGGAAGAUGAAGAUGAAGAUAAAGAGGAAGAGGAAGAGAUUUUGUGCACUGAUAAUGAUACUGAUGCUAAAGAAGCCCUCUGUACCGUCCCUGUUCGCUCUCUCAGAUUUCUUAGCCAAAGUCUCUCUUCAACCUCUGUUUAUUUGAUCAGAUCAGAUCCUCUGUGGACACGAGCACGAUUCGCGACUUCUCUCGCUGGAGGCGUUGAUGGCUCUACUGCCAGGCAUGAGAUUUCGGCGACGGAGGAGUUGGCGGCGAAGACUAAUUCGAUGAUUGUGAAUUCGUUCCAGAAGAUUUCUCUCUUAGUUCUUCCGCGAAGAGAAUCGUAUGCCGGAUUCUCUGCUCCUCCUGGUCUUUAA